Messenger RNA from Elephantulus edwardii (Cape elephant shrew), 963 nucleotides. RefSeq names its product lipocalin 1 (gene LCN1). The record is from RefSeq and is a predicted model, not a curated record. Gene Ontology annotation, molecular function: small molecule binding. NCBI's taxonomy places the organism in Eukaryota, Metazoa, Chordata, Mammalia, Macroscelidea, Macroscelididae. Bases 1 to 963 code for a protein of 320 amino acids. The transcript has 7 exons.
AUGCAGACGCUGUUCCCGACUUUCGUGUUUGGCCUGAUUGUGGCCCUGCAGGCCCAGACUGCCCGGGCUACAGAGGAGAAUGUUUCAGGGAGAUGGUACCUGAAAGCUGUCAUCGCAGACAAGGAGAUCCCGGGGAAAAAGGUGGAGGCGAUGAUGCCCCUGACGGUCAGUGUACUGGAGGGAGGCAGCCUGGAACUGAAGACAACCAUUCUGGCGAAUGGGCAGUGUGAGGAGGUAAAGCUGGUCUUGGAGAAAGAUGGGGACACUGGGACAUUCACGGCCUACGGGGGCAAGCGCCACGUGUCCAUCGAGAAGACCCACACGAGUGGCCACUACAUUCUCUACUGUGAAGGCGAGCUGAAAGGACAGCAAGUCCGCAUGGCUAAGCUUGUGGGGAGAGACUCAGAAAGCAACCAGGCUGCUCUGGAAGAGUUUAAGGAGUUUGUUAAAGACCGAGGGUUCGACCCAGAGAAGUUCUUUAUCCCCAAGCAACUGGAUCUCAGGGGCACGAGCACUCUACGUGAGAGUCACCGUGUUGACUCGGGGUACCGGCAGAGGCAGGGGACGCCCCGGGGAGAGGACACCCGAGUCAUCAGGGAUGUGCUGGACCAGGCUCCACCUGGACCUUCUGCUUUGGAAGGUCAGCUUUUCCACUCGUGUGUGGAUGAGAUCUCCAGAUCUGGGGGCCCUGCGGACAGCCGAGUAGAGGGGCUGGGAAAGGCCGAGAGGACAGCGGGCUCCUGUGUCUGUGGGACCGUGAAGAAGAUGCCAGUGAAGGACCAGCUUAUACAACAAAGGCGACCUCCACGGGCCUUCAGAACCACCAGCCUCCGGGAGCGUGCGCCCCUCCACGCGCCAGCGCGUGGGGACUCACCCCACCAGCACCUGGAUGCGGCACCCACCUGCUGGCUAGAGCUUGCGGUCUUCAUGGUGACCCCCACCCAGGGCCCCCUCCUCUCCUGA